GCCAUAACCGACUUCCAUUUCCACCCAUCUCUUUUUCUCUCUCUCUCCAUGGAGGAGCUACCUCCUCCUCUAAUCAUCGAAAUCCUGAAUCGACUCGGCGACUCAUCGGAGCUCGCUCGGUGCCGACUCGUCUCGAGGACACUCAACUCGCUCUCUCGCGAGGUCUCGAAAAUCCACCUCCUCUUCACCUUGUCACGCUACCUCAAAUCCCGAGCCCCAGGGACCGAGCCCUCGGUCACGCCCUUCAAGACCAUCAUCAGCAACUUGGUCCUUCACCGCCGAGCCCUCCGGUCCGUAUCGAUCGGCGUCGAGAAAUCGCUCGGAAACAUAUCCGACGUCGACGUAGAGGGCGAGUCCGACGAUCUUUACCUCACCGAUGUCGGAUUCGUUAACCAGUGGUUGCCGAACAUCGGUGGUGGGCUCAAAUCGCUUUCGAUAUCGGACUUUUGGAUUCAGUCUUGUUGGCGAAAGUCGGAGAUUCUGUCUCUCAUUUCAUCGUACUGCCAUAGUCUUCUUGAACUACAGGUGAAAAAUGCUUGGCUGUCUGUGGAUGGUCUAAAACCAAUGCCCAUGCUCACUAGUUUGACACUUGAAUACAUAAGACUGGAUGAUGAAGAUCUACACAACGUUAACCAUUGCUUCCCUUAUCUGAAAGUUCUGAAUUUGAUUGGUGUUGGUGGACUUAAGGAACCAAAGAUCCAUCUUUUGCACCUUUACACUUGUCUAUGGACAGUGUCAAAUGCUCCACUUUCGCUGACCAUAUUGGCACCCAAACUUGUCAAACUCAAACUGAAGUGCAUUAAACCACAGUCUCUUGUCCUUGAAACCCCACUGCUCUCUAAUUUCCACCUUGCCCUUGAAGAAGCAAACGAAUUUAAAGUGAAAGAGUUUCCUCAUUUAAAAAACCUUAAGCUUGAGUCUGUGAAUCUUUGCAGUCUUAUCAGCAUGUUUCCAUCUGGUAGAACCGUCAAGAAGCUUAGGGUGGAUUCAAUGAAAUUGAAAAUGACAGGGUUUAACUUUGACAUGUUGUUUGAUGUUUUCCCAAAUUUGAGCUAUCUUCAUAUGGGUUCUGGAGCUUGGAAGGAAAUAGAGAAUUAUUUUCACUCAAGAGGUAUGGAAGGUAGGCGUGGGAUGAAGGGGUUGAAGGAAAUUGUUGGAUAUUUGGUGGAAUUUGACUAUCUUACAUUUUCAUUCAUUUUCUCUAUUUUGGAUAAUUGUACCAACUUAUCAGACAUGGCGUUAGUCAUCCACAAACGAGUUGAUAAUCCCACUGCUAGCAGCCUCAUCUCAAAGUGCAGAGCUGCUUGUCCAAGAGUUAGAUGGAAAAGAGGAAUGUGGAUAGAAGGAACAGAGGAUCUUUGGGUUUCUGAACCCCUGUAGUUUGGCAACCGUGGUUGUCCAUAAUAGGAAGAGGACUGAAUAAAAAUUCCUUUAUCUAUGCCAUGUUUCCAAAGGGUUAUGUUAUGUAUAAUUUGAAUAAAAAUUCCUUUAUCUAUGCCAUGUUCUUAGAACAAUAAUUUGCUGUGUGGAAUUUGGCAGA
Messenger RNA from Quercus lobata, 1540 nucleotides. RefSeq names its product F-box/RNI-like superfamily protein. The record is from RefSeq and is a predicted model, not a curated record. The transcript has 3 exons. Bases 49 to 1380 code for a protein of 443 amino acids. Gene Ontology annotation, molecular function: protein binding. NCBI's taxonomy places the organism in Eukaryota, Viridiplantae, Streptophyta, Magnoliopsida, Fagales, Fagaceae.